This is a messenger RNA of Lactuca sativa (garden lettuce), 750 nucleotides long. RefSeq lists its product as uncharacterized. Lineage: Eukaryota; Viridiplantae; Streptophyta; Magnoliopsida; Asterales; Asteraceae. Gene Ontology annotation, biological process: DNA repair; telomere maintenance. The record is from RefSeq and is a predicted model, not a curated record. Gene Ontology annotation, molecular function: DNA helicase activity.
AUGAUUAUAUGGGAUGAAGCUCCAAUGAGUGAUCGUCGUUGUUUUGAAUUUCUUGACAAAUCAUUAAGAGAUGUUCUUGAGGAUGACACAUGGUUUUUUGGUGGGAUGUCAAUGUUGUUAGGAGGUGAUUUUCGCCAAACACUACCUGUUCAACCUAAAAGUAGGAAAGCACAGAUAAUCAAUCUAACCUUACCGAAUUCUUAUCUUUGGUCACAUUUUACUGUCUAUAGAUUACAUCGUAAUAUGCGACUGUCUGAAACAGCGACUUCGGUUGUCUCUUCAAGUCACACAUCUGAUUUUGCUUCGUGGUUGCUUGACAUUGGCAAUGGAAAGAUAGGAACUCCAGAUAAAGAUGAUCCAGAAAAUACAAAGAUUAUACAUAUACCGCAACCUUUCCUUAUCAGAUCAGAAAACAUGGGAUUAGAAUCGCUUAUAGAUUUCGUCUAUGGUUAUGACAUGCUAGCCAAUCCAACUCCUGAAGAUUUAUCUGUCAGGGCUAUUAUAUGUCCCAAAAAUGAGACAGCAGACCGAGUGAAUACUUUAAUAUUAUCAAAAACCAAAGGUGAACAAAUUAUAUACAACAGUUGUGACUCUAUCAAAUCACCAGGUCGAGAUACAUUAGAACUAGAUGCACUGUAUCCACAAGAAUAUCUAAACAAUUUAGAUUUCUCUGGUGUUCCUCCACAUAAACUGUUGUUAAAAGUUAACACACCAGUUAUGCUUUUAAGAAAUAUUAACCAAAGGGAAUGA